AUGGCGGACGACGAUAGCAACAACGCCGGUGAGGCAUCCACCUCCUCAUCCCCAUCCAGCUCGUCUUCUCCAACAACACCACAGCAACUCGACGAUCGGUCACAAAUUUUGGCGCAGGCGACACGCUUUCUGACUUCCGCCAACAUUUCCGAAUCCGCUUCCGACGACGACAAGCGCGAGUUUCUGCGGUCGAAAGGCUUGACGGAGGACGAGAUCACUCGCGUGUUUCAAGAUGCAAAGUCGCCCGUCGAGGGUCUGUCCGCACAUCGCUCCCAGCCCGCAUCUGGAGACCUCGACCCCUUCGAGCUGGCCGCGCGGCAGUUCGACGACCCCAUCAACGCGGAUGCUUUGGCGCCACCGCCAAAAUCGUAUCCGAACUCACCGCUGGCAUUGUACUACGAUCCGCCCGCCUCUCAUCCCGCCACUACCACACAGUCCACUCACUCAGCGCACCAGGGUACUCCCGCCUCGCCACUGACUCGCUACCAGGUGUUGCUGCAGUUCUUCCGCACGCUCAGCUACAUGAUGAUGCUCAGCGGCGGUCUGACCGCCAUUCUCGUCACAGCGUAUCGAGCUUACGUUCUGCCCAAGUUCACCGCAAUGUUCGAUGCACGCAGCAUCGUGCUCAAGCACCAUAUUGUGCUGUUCGACCGGCUCAGAAGCAAUGUCGCCAGCCUGGCUACGUAUGUACCCGUCCAGCACGCUCGGCUGGUUGGCCUCGACGACAGCGCGGCGGCGGCGACAUCAGCAGGUGGUGUAGCGUCGCCCCCGCUCAAAGGCGUGCUCAAGAAGGUGCAUUUCCACGACGAAGUCGAUGCUGCAAAGGACAGCGACAAGGAGGGCGUCAAGUCGACGCAACACGGAAGCGGCAUGGCGGGAAGCGAGAAGGUGGUCAUGCCCGGAACGGAUGUGGUGGUGGAUGCAAAGACGCCCCUGCUUUCCGAGGCUGAGGGGUCCGAGACGGAUGCAUCUACCGUUUCUGAGGGCGCCGAGGCUGAGCAGGUCGUGCCCAAGCUCGAGCCGAUCGAUCUGAUGACGCCGAUCCGCGAAAGCAUGGCGCGUCUCGCAUCGGCACUCAAAACCGACCUCUCCGGCCGUCCCACCACGCCAGCCACUCCUUCCACUACAUCACCGCGAGGCGCGAGGGUCGCUAGCGUCGUCGACGCCGGCUCUGGGUCCGACGAGUGGGAGGACGACUCGGCCUCCGACGCCAACACAUCGGACCAGGACGACGACGACGACGGCCUCGAGUUCGACCCCUACGGUGCCUACCAGAAGAAGCACAAGCACACCCAGUCGUCCUCUUCGCCCCACACCACUACCAACGCCGCCUCUGGCUCCGGCUCGGCGAGCCUGGCCGACCUCAGAUCGACGCUCGUCAGUCUGAAUGCCGACAUCUCGGCGCAUGCGUUUGCAGCGAGUGCCUCGGCCGCAGCGGGCGCUCCGGGAGGAGCGGCGUUCCGGUUCGGCCCGGCAGCAGCGGGCGCCGGGUCUGGCGCAGAGAGUCCUAAGUCCGGAGACCUGGGCCAGGUCAAAGCCGAGAUUCGCAGCUUGAAGGGGCUGCUGUUGAGUAGGAGGAACUUCCCUUCGUAUGGCGCGAGGCCGCCGCCGCUCCCUGCGGCUGUGGCGGCGGGUGUCGAGGCGAGGGCUGGUUCGGCUGUUGUUUAA
This is a messenger RNA of Sporisorium graminicola, 1668 nucleotides long. RefSeq lists its product as uncharacterized. Gene Ontology annotation, biological process: protein import into peroxisome matrix, docking. The transcript has a single exon. Gene Ontology annotation, cellular component: peroxisomal importomer complex; peroxisomal membrane. The record is from RefSeq and is a predicted model, not a curated record. Gene Ontology annotation, molecular function: signaling receptor binding. NCBI's taxonomy places the organism in Eukaryota, Fungi, Basidiomycota, Ustilaginomycetes, Ustilaginales, Ustilaginaceae. Bases 1 to 1668 code for a protein of 555 amino acids.